GAUUGGUUUAGUGGUUUCGCGGACUUUGUCCGUCACGCGAUUUACUGGUUGACAGGAAGGCAGUGUUUAACGCGUGUUUGCUGCUUGUGAAGUUUGUUGAAGUUUUGGAAAUCCUCCUGUGUAUCUUUUGAAAUCUGCCAUGGCCAAUACAAACAUUACCAAUGGACAAAGUGACAGUAAAGACAUCUGGGACAGACAUAAUAAAAUGAUGGUAGAGCCACUUCGCGAGAAUGACCAAGAGGUUUAUCAGAUUAUUAGGAAUGAAAAGAAGCGUCAGACUUGUGGCUUGGAGCUCAUUGCAUCUGAAAAUUUUGCCAGUCGUGCAGUUCUUGAAGCUCUUGGCUCCUGCUUGAAUAACAAAUAUUCAGAAGGGUAUCCUGGACAAAGAUAUUAUGGAGGCACUGAAUUUGUGGACGAGUUGGAAAGACUGUGUCAAAAAAGGGCUUUGGAAGCAUAUGGCCUGGACCCUGAAAAAUGGGGAGUUAAUGUCCAGCCUUACUCUGGGUCACCAGCAAACUUUGCAGUAUAUACUGCUUUAGUUGAACCACAUGGCAGGAUAAUGGGAUUAGAUCUUCCAGAUGGUGGCCAUUUGACUCAUGGAUUUAUGACCGACAAGAAGAAAAUUUCUGCCACUUCCAUUUUCUUUGAAUCAAUGCCAUACAAGGUACAUCCUGACACCGGCUACAUUGACUAUGAUCGACUUGAAGAGAAUGCCCGUCUCUUCCACCCUAAAAUGAUAAUUGCAGGUGUGAGCUGUUACUCCCGUAAUCUGGAUUAUGCGAGGAUGAGGAAGAUAGCUGAUGAAAAUGGAUCUUAUCUUUUGGCUGAUAUGGCUCACAUUAGUGGUCUUGUGGCAGCAGGAGUUGUUCCUUCACCAUUUGAGUACUGUGACGUUGUUUCAACAACUACACAUAAAACUCUGAGAGGUUGCAGGGCAGGCAUAAUCUUUUACAGAAAAGGUGUUAAAAGCGUAGACCCAAAGAGUGGUAAGGAAAUCUAUUAUAAUCUGGAAGGACCAAUCAACCAGGCAGUAUUUCCAGGACUGCAGGGUGGCCCACAUAACCACGCCAUAGCAGGAAUAGCGGUAGCACUGAAGCAAACAAUGACCCCAGAGUUCAAAAGAUAUCAAAUGCAAGUGAUUGUGAAUUGUAAAGCAUUGGCAGCUGCUUUGAUUGAACUGGGAUACAAAAUUGUAACUGGUGGCUCAGAUAAUCAUCUUAUAUUGGUUGACUUACGACCAAAAGGGACUGAUGGAGGACGAGCUGAAAAAGUACUUGAGGCCUGCUCUGUUGCUUGCAAUAAGAAUACCUGUCCAGGUGACAAAAGUGCUUUGCGUCCCAGUGGUUUAAGAUUGGGAACUCCUGCGCUGACAUCCAGGGGACUAAUGGAAGAGGAUUUUAAAAAGGUUGCUAUGUUUAUUCACAAAGGAAUUGAACUAACUCUGGAAAUUCAGAACAGUAUGAAUCCCAAAGCAACACUAAAGGAAUUUAAGGAAAAGUUGGCUGGAGAUGAAAAUUGUCAAAUGAAAGUCAAUCAGAUAAAAGAAGAAGUGGAAAAAUUUGCUAGAAUGUUCCCAAUGCCUGGCCUGACAGACAUAUAGACCGUUUAUAUGUCUGCUAUAAGCCAAAAUAACAUUUUAGAACCAUAUUGAUGUGGAACCAAACACCUGAUAAUGCAGUAUGUAAUGCUAUAUUUAUUUGUAUGUUAAUUUCUCUGUCUUUUAAAAAUAGUAAAAGAAGCUUUAUCUUCUGACCUGACAAAUGUUGCCUGCUCAUAAGCAGCAUUUGUUAAGCAAAGAAUUUAAUGGGUGUAUUUGCCAACAUCAGUGCCAUGAUAAUAUUGUACACAUUACAAUCUAUAACUUACAAAUAAGCAUUUAAAGCCGCUACCAAAGAAAAAUGCAAGAAUACGAAACCGUGCCUUCAAAAAUUCCUAGUAAAGGUUGUUUUUGUAAGAAUUCCGUUCAUUAAAUAUAUGAAUAUUAAUCAUUAAAUUGUUAUACAUUAGUAAAACAUGAGAUGAUUAGACAUUACUGAUUAGCUAACUGAUUUAUUUGAAGUUCAUACUGUAAUACAAGUGCUGCUGGUUUAUGCACUGUAAUUUUAACAAACUGCUGAUUUUUCUAAUGUACUUGGUUUCUAAAUGCCAGCUUUUCUUCAUCUGUGAGGUGCAUGCCUCCAAACAAAUACCAUCUUCAAUAUUUCUCCAAAGUUGAUUUAGUAAGUGUUCAAUCCACAUCAUCAUGUUCUUGCCAAAGUAAUAAAUGGGCAUGAUAACAGUA
This is a messenger RNA of Polypterus senegalus (gray bichir), 2281 nucleotides long. RefSeq names its product serine hydroxymethyltransferase 1 (soluble) (gene shmt1). The coding region runs from base 140 to 1600 and encodes 486 amino acids. Gene Ontology annotation, molecular function: zinc ion binding; mRNA 5'-UTR binding; pyridoxal phosphate binding. The record is from RefSeq and is a predicted model, not a curated record. The transcript has 12 exons. Gene Ontology annotation, cellular component: cytoplasm; nucleus; cytosol. Gene Ontology annotation, biological process: folic acid metabolic process; purine nucleobase biosynthetic process; tetrahydrofolate interconversion. NCBI's taxonomy places the organism in Eukaryota, Metazoa, Chordata, Cladistia, Polypteriformes, Polypteridae.